Octopus bimaculoides (California two-spot octopus) is the source of this 3156-nucleotide messenger RNA. RefSeq lists its product as uncharacterized. The record is from RefSeq and is a predicted model, not a curated record. Lineage: Eukaryota; Metazoa; Mollusca; Cephalopoda; Octopoda; Octopodidae.
CAUGACAGUUAGUACUUCCGUUUCUGCUGCAGCCAUAUUGCUUGAUGCUGCCGAAACCUUUUGUAUUAUCUUCGGAAGAUUUGGGGUGAUUAAACCUAUUUUGCACUAACUAUAGAUUUAUAUGCCACAAAAGAAUAUCAGAUGACACUGGCAUAGCAGAAGAUGCAUCUUUUGAAGACUGAAUGAAAAUACUUUAUGGGACAGAUAUUUAACACUGUGUCUAUAAAUUUAUCAUAGAGUUCCAGUUACAUAUUUGCUGUGAACUGAGAUUAUUAGCAACAUUUCUGUACAUUAUAAUCUGGAAUGUGUACAAAAUGUGUGUGCAAAUUGAACUUGGGCAAAUUUUCAAGCAUUGUUAGAUAAAGAUAACACUGGAGAGAAAUAUUGAAGUUGAAAAACUUUGUAAUGAAUAAAUUAUAAAAGCAAAAAUUGCAACAAAUAUAUAUAUAUAGAGAGAGAAAUAUGUAUACACAUAUUGGGAUUUGAGGAGAAAAAUUUUGUAAAACAGUAAGAAAAUUAAGGAAUUGAUUCUUUGCCUGAAGCCAUGCCUAAAGAUACAAGAAAACUAUCACACAACUGUGAUAUCUGUAAAAAGUCAUUCUCUCAAAAGGGCAAUCUAGCUAACCAUAAACUUAUUCACACAGGUGAGAAGCCAUAUCGCUGUGAUAUCUGUGGCAAAUCAUUCUCUGUACGUAGUAGCCUAACAACACAUGUACGUGUACAUACAGGAGAGAAGCCAUAUCAGUGUGAUAUCUGUGGCAAAUCAUUCUCUGUACGUAGUAGCUUAACCACGCAUAAACAUGUACAUACAGGAGAGAAGCCACAUCAGUGUGAUAUCUGUGGCAAAUCAUUCACUGAAACUGGUCACUUAACAGUACACAAACGUGUUCAUACAGGAGAGAAACCAUAUUGCUGUGAUGUCUGUGGUAAAUCAUUCUCUCGGAACGGUAACCUAACAAAACACAAGCGAAUUCAUACAGGAGAGAAGCCAUAUCACUGUAAUAUCUGUGGUAAAUCAUUCCCUGGCAGUGGUGACUUAAUUACACAUAAACGUAGUCAUACAGGAGAGAAGCCAUAUCAUUGUGGUAUCUGUGGUAAAUCAUUUUCUGCAAAAUGUACUUUAACUUCUCACCAAAGUGUACAUACAGGAGAGAAGCCAUUUCAUUGUGAUGUCUGUGGUAAAUCAUUCUCUCAAAAAGGUUACUUAACUGCUCACAAGCGUAUUCAUACAGGAGAGAAGCCAUAUCACUGUGAUAUUUGUGGUAAAUCAUUCAGUCAAGGUAAUGACUUAACUAAACACCAUCGUAUUCAUACAGGAGAGAAGCCUUAUCACUGUGAAAUCUGUGGUAAAUCAUUCUAUGGAAGUAGUGAAUUAACUGGCCACAAACGUCUUCAUACAGGAGAGAAGCGGUAUCGUUGUGAUAUCUGUGGUAAAUCAUUUACUCGAAAUACAACCUUAACUACUCACAAACGAAUUCAUACAGGAGAUAAGCCAUAUCAGUGUGAUAUCUGUAAUAAAUCAUUCUCCCAAAUUGUUAACUUGACUGUACACAAGCGUAUCCAUACAGGAGAGAAGCCGUAUCGGUGUGAUAUCUGCGGUAAAUCAUUUUCUGUAAUUCAUAGCUUAAAACUACACAAACGUAUUCAUACAGGAGAGAAGCCAUAUCAAUGUGAUAUCUGUGGUAAAUCAUUUAUUGCAAGUCUUAACUUAAAACGACACAAACGUAUCCAUACAGGAGAGAAGCCAUAUCAGUGUGAUAUCUGUGGUAAAUCAUUCUCUGUACGUAGUAGCUUAACGACACAUAGACGUAUUCAUACAGGAGAAAAACCAUAUCGCUGUGUUAUCUGUGGCAAAUCAUUUUCUGAAAGUAUUCACUUAACAGCACACAAACAGGUUCAUGUAAGAGGAGAGACAUACCAAUGUGAUAUCUGUGGUAAGUCAUUCUCUCAAAUUCGUAAUGUUACUAAGCACAAACGUAUUCAUACCGGAGAGAAGCCAUAUCAGUGUAUUUUCUGUGGUAAAUCAUUCUGUGGAAGUGGUGAGUUAACUCUACACAAACGUACUCAUACAGGAGAGAAGCCAUACCAAUGUGAUAUCUGUGGUAAAUCAUUCUCUGGAGGUAGUGAGUUAACUAUACAUAAACGUAUUCAUACAGGAAAGAAGCCAUUUCACUGUAAUGUUUGUAGUAAAUCAUUCUCUCAAAGUAGUAAUUUAAUAACACACAAACGCAUUCAUUCAGGGGAGAAGCCAUAUCAGUGUGAUAUCUGUGGUAAAUCAUUUACUGUAAAUAGUACCUUAAUUUACCACAAACGUAUUCACACAGGAGAGAAGCCAUACCAGUGUGAUAUCUGUAGUAAAUCAUUCUCUGUAAAAAGUACCUUAAUAAUACAUAAACGUAUUCAUACAGGAGAAAAACCUUAUCAUUGUGAUAUUUGCAGUAAAUCAUUCUCUGAAAGUAGUAAGUUAAGAAUACAUAAACGUGUUCACACAGGAUAGAAGCCACACCAUUGUAGUAUAUGUGGUAAAUCAUUCCCUCAAAGUAGUACCUUAACAGGAGAGCAGCCAUAUAAAUGUGAUAUUUGUAGGAAGACAUUCUCUUGAAGUAGUAAUUUAAGAAUACACAAAUGUGUUCAUGCUAGGUAGAAGCCACAUCACUGUGACAUUUGCAGUAAAUCAUUCUCUCAAAGAUGUAGCUUAACUGGACAUGUAUGUAUUCCUACAGAAGUGUAACUGUAUCAGUGAAAAUUCUUAACACAUCAUCAAACAUUUUAAGUUCCUCCUGAUGUGAGGUGGGCUUAGCUUUGUGGACUUUAUCCAUGCAACAACGAAGCCAUUCGUCAUGGCUCUCUUUCUAAGGUAGUCUUUUACAGCUGGUUGAACUUCUAAUGAUGCCAACCUCUUCUAGUUACCUUUUCUGUGAAAAUAAAAAAAAAAACACCAUCUAUAACUAAAUAUAUUCACAAUAGAAAGGAGACAUAACUGUAAGCCUCCUCACACCGUAUUUUAUAUUAACAUAACUAAACACUGUUGUGAUUACUUAUUUCUGUGAUAUUUUUAAUAAAAGUAAUUUCCUCCAGAUUUUGAAUUUGUUUACUGUCUUUUGAAACCAAUAUUAUAUUUGGGAAGAGUCAUAAUUAAUAAAGCCUUUCAACACA